This is a messenger RNA of Suillus subalutaceus, 1814 nucleotides long. RefSeq names its product major facilitator superfamily domain-containing protein. Gene Ontology annotation, biological process: transmembrane transport. The record is from RefSeq and is a predicted model, not a curated record. The transcript has 9 exons. Bases 219 to 1685 code for a protein of 488 amino acids. NCBI's taxonomy places the organism in Eukaryota, Fungi, Basidiomycota, Agaricomycetes, Boletales, Suillaceae. Gene Ontology annotation, molecular function: transmembrane transporter activity.
GUAUGAGGUUUUUACGCGGAUCACCAAUUCUUCCUAUAGAUAUCGCCUUCAGAACCGUCGCUUCUGCCAUUGGACAAGACACGUAAAUAUUAUGUUCUGUAGAAAAAGUGUCAAGUGAGGUUUCGUCACUUCUUGUCGGCAUUAAUCUGCUGAAUUUCUGCGCAUAAAUACCAUCUUCCUUGGUUUGAAUUCCCUUGCCUUUGUCAUCGUCUUCAACUAUGACUCCUGCCAACGACACGGCCAAUUAUGAUGAGACAUGUCCACUCCUCCAUGCUCACAACCCUGAAGCUCAAAUUGCUGAGAAACCCAAGUAUACUCCUCUACCGAAGGGCCAACUCGCUGCACUCUGUAUAGUUCGUCUAGUCGAUCCCAUAGCGUUCACCCAGCUCUUUCCAUAUGUCAACGAGUUUAUGAACGAUCUCCAUCUCACAGAUGACCCAUCAAAAAUAGGCUUCUACAGCGGGUUGGUUGAGAGCACUUUUGCUGUAUCUCAACUCUGUUCCAUCUACCAGUGGGCUAAGAUAUCAGAUGUUAUUGGACGACGCCCUGUAAUAUUUUUGGGCAUAAUUGGGCUCGCCAUCACCACGCUGAUGUUUGGUUUGUCCAAAUCGCUGGCGAGUGUCUUAGUAGCACGUUGCUUAGGAGGAUUAUUUUCGGGAAACGUCGCUGUCAUUCAUUCGGUUCUGGGAGAAAUUACCGACUCUACAAACCAGGUGGUGGCUUUGCCCAUAUACGGCCUCACCUGGCCUCUUGACCACUUAUUGGCGGGAACGUUCUCUCACCCAGCCUCAAAAUAUCCCGAAAUAUUAGGGUUCCAGUUCCUUAAGGAUUAUCCUUAUUUCCUGCCAUGCUUCAUUGCAUUCGUGAUCGCUAUGAUUGGUAUCUUCCUUGGGUUCAUUUUUCUUGAAGAGGUACCAAGCGCAACGCCAAGAAAAGCUGUUCCCCUAAUUCAAACAAUGGCGAAUCGUGCCACAACCGUACCGGCUCUUCCUGAGAAGCCUCUCAGUGUUUCAAAAUUAUUAUCGAUACCAAUUAUAUCCGCUUUGGCACUAUCUGGGUUCAUGCUGAGCUAUCUUGCCACAUCUUUCGACGUCGUAUUUGUCUUGUUCUGCUACUCGCCAAUUGAAUCCGGCGGUCUGGCGUUCUCAGCAUCACAAAUUGGAUACUCUCUUGCCACCUCGGGUGCUAUUGGUGCUACUAUUCAACUUUGUAUCAUGUCCUACCUCCUUCGAACGUUCGACUCUGCGAAGAUGUAUAGCUUCUGCAUAAGCAUAUGGCCUUAUCCCUUCCUCGUCUUGCCUAUUCUGAAUCUUAUCGCUCGUGCUGGCUUGGAUGAGACCACUGGCGAACUUGGAACGACUACUGUUGCUUUGCUGUGGGUUGGUAUCGCUUUUGUCCUCAUGUUGACCAAGGUCUGUUGCCUUGCUUAUCCCGUCAGCAUGAUUCUUGUCAAGGAGAAUGCUCCGAAUGCCGCAUCGCUGGGGCAGUCUAAUGGCAUAGUUCAAUUUGCAAUGUGUUUCGCGCGAUCAUUUGCUCCAUUUGUGGUCAGCGCUCUAUUUUCAAUCUCCUCAGAGUACAACUUAUUGGGCGGACAACUGUGGCUUGUCAUUAUGGUGACGGUCUCAUUCCUGGGCAUGAAGACGUCGCGCAAGGUCGAGCAGAACAGUGUGAGGACGAUCGGAUGAACAGCCUAUUUCCAAUAGAAGACCUACCGCAAUAGGCGAUACGCAAUUACAUUGUAUAUUCCCAAAGCAUACUAUCAUGACCAUCCACGUGUUAUUUUACCUCUUUUCUUAUAGGGACACUUUCCAUAC